Cucurbita pepo subsp. pepo (vegetable marrow) is the source of this 6991-nucleotide messenger RNA. The record is from RefSeq and is a predicted model, not a curated record. Lineage: Eukaryota; Viridiplantae; Streptophyta; Magnoliopsida; Cucurbitales; Cucurbitaceae.
UCUCGAGUUUUAAUUCGAGCGAUUUCGAGGAAUUUAAGAUUAUACAGUCGAAAGGGCAUUCGACACCCUUCCCCAUUCCCGCCGAAUUUCGUUUCUGCGUUCUGUUUCUCCGGCGAGUCGCGGCCUUGAUCGGAAAACAAUGCUCUUUCUCUGUACAUUCACAACCAAACUCUCCGCCUGCUGACUGCGUACUAUGGACGUAAUUGUCUCCUCCGCCGUCGAAGAAAUUUGCUCACAGGGUCAGAACGGACUCACUCUCCGCAAUCUAUGGUCCAGGCUCGAACCUUCUCUCUCAGCUUCCGGCCUCGACCUCUCCAAUGGUGUCAAGACUGCUGUCUGGACCCAACUCCGUAGCAUCCCAUCCUUGCAAUUCGAUGCUGGCAAGGUGACCUAUGAUGCUAAGGACCCAUCUAUCCAGUCUUUCGAAAACGCUGAAAGGUUGAAUGUGAAGGUUAUGGGCAAAGAGUAUUUGAGGGAUAACUUUGUAGGGCUCUACAAUGUGCGAUCAGCCAGUUCCAACAUGUCCGCCCAUCAGAGACGAGUCCUUGAGCGCCUCGCUAUUGCUAGAAAAAAUGGAGUGACGCAAAACCAACUUGCUAAAGAAUUUGGGAUUGAAGGAAGAAACUUCUUUUAUGUAGUGAAGAGCCUCGAGUGUCAAGGGUUAAUUACGAGGCAAUCUGCAGUUGUCCGAACUAAAGAAGCUGUAAAUACUGGGGAGUUGAGAAAUAGUCCAAUUGUGAGUACCAAUUUGAUGUACUUGCACCGAUAUGCAAAGCAUUUGGGCUGUCAACAGAAAUUUUGGAUUACUGUGGAAGAAAAUAAUAUUGAGCAGCUUGGAGACCCAGUAGAAAGUGCCGCUGAUGAAGAUGGUAUGCCUGUAAAAUGCAUCAAGGAAGACGUGUUUGUGAAGGAUUAUUUACCAAAAAUGGAAGCUAUAUGUGAUAAACUUGAAGCAGCCAAUGGAAAGGUUCUUGUUGUUUCUGAUAUUAAGAAGGAUCUUGGUUAUACUGGAUCUUCUUCAGGGCAUAAAGCUUGGAGAGAGGUCUGUAAUAGAUUGGAAAGGGCUCACAUUAUUGAGGUGUUCGAGGCUAAAGUGGACAAUAAGUUUGAUUGUUGUCUACGUCUGCUAAAGAAGUUCUCUCCAAAGUGUUUUGAGACAAGUGCUCUUGGGGGAGAUGAUAGUUCUGGUUAUAAACAUCACAUGAAAUUUGGGAGGAAAUGUCAAGUAACCGAUCAACUCGCUGAGCUUGCCAUAGAGCAUCAAAUCUAUGAUAUGAUUGAUGCUGCUGGCUUUGAGGGCAUAACAGUAAUGGAGGUUUGUAAGAGGCUUGGAAUUGAUCACAAAAGAAACUAUGGCCGACUUGUCAAUAUGUUUACUAGAUUUGGAAUGCAUCUUCAAGCUGAAACUCACAACAAAUGCAAUCUUUAUCGAGUGUGGACACGUGGGAAUUUCAAGCCUGAAUAUAAUAGUCAAUUUUUUCAUAAAUCAAAAGAUGCAAAUAAUGAAAUUGAAAAUUGUAUUAAUCAUACUUCCAGUGUAAAUGAUUCUAAGAAGUUAGCUGAAACAACUUCUCAAAGUAGCUUUGCAAAGGCUGAAGACACAAAUUUGAAAGUUGACAGUGCAAGUCGUAGAACAACAGGGGAUGGAAAAAUGAAAACUGAAGUUAAUGAUAAGCUGCAUGGCGAUCGCGAGACUGACCUCAGAGUUAUCCAUUUGCCACAAGAGUCAGUUUCUAUGCCAACAUGCUCCAAUCCUGAUGUAGAACCCUGUUCAGUGAAUGCAGGCGUUGAAACAAACUCUGGAUUAAUAACACCUCCAGCGGCUCUGUUAAAAUCAUCAGUUUCUGUAUCACAUCAGAAGUAUCCGUGUUUACCUCUUACUGUGGGUAGUGCUAGGAGGGAGCAAAGAAUUCUUGAACGGCUACAGGAUGAGAAGUUUGUUUUGAAAGGCGAGCUUUUUAGGUGGAUUGUUGAUCAGGAGACAGACAAAACCACAACAACAGAUAGAAGAACUAUUUUCCGAAGUAUAAACAAAUUGCAAAGUGAAGGACACUGUAAAUGCAUAGACAUCAAUGUUCCUGUUGUCACAAAUUGUGGCCGUACUCGUAUCACCCAGGUGAUUCUGCAUCCUUCUAUUGAGACUUUAUCUCCUCAACUUCUAAGUGAAAUUCAUGAUAAAAUGAGGUCAUUUGAAGCCCAAAGUCGUGGUCAUAACUCAAAAAAGGCGAAGAGGAAAGUGUUGCUUCCUGUAUUAGAAGGUGUCCAAAGGACACAGCACUAUAUGGAUCCUGACAUUGCUGCAGUACGAUCAGAAGCCAUGCGUGCAAAUGGAUUUGUACUGGCAAAAAUGAUCCGUGCAAAGCUGCUUCAUUGUUUUUUGUGGGAUUACCUAAACUGUUCAGAUGAUUCUGGUGGUACUUCCUCAUCUGAAAGAUUUGUCCAUGAUCUGAAAAAUCCUCACACUAGCUACAAGCCAUUUUUAUUAGAAGACGCAAUUAAGUCGAUCCCAGUUGAGCUUUUCCUUCAAGUUGUUGGGUCUACUAAAAAAUUUGAUGAUAUGUUGGAUAAAUGUAAGAGGGGUUUGUCACUUGCUGACCUUGCUCCUGAGGAGUACAAGCAUCUGAUGGAUGCUAAUGGUACUGGAAGGCUCUCGGUGAUUAUUGAUAUUUUACGGCGUUUGAAGUUAGUUAGGUUUGUAGCUGCAAAUACAGGCAAUGUCAAUGAUUGUGGUCGUGCCACUUUAAAACAUGCACUGGAGCUUAAACCUUACAUCGAGGAACCUGUUUCAAAAGAUGCUACUAGAUCUUUGAUGAAUAAGUGUCUAGAUCUUCGGCCAAGAAUUAGGCAUGACUUUACACUGUCAAGUAGGCAAGCUGUCAAUGAGUAUUGGCAAACUUUUGAGUAUUGCUAUGCCACGGCUGAUCCUAGAUCUGCUCUGCUUGCAUUUCCUGGGUCUGCUGUACGCGAGGCAUUUCUUUUCCGUUCAUGGGCUUCAGUUCGGGUUAUGACAGCCGAACAGCGUGCUUCACUCCUGGAGCUUGUGGCAAGGAGGGAUCCAAGUGCAAAACUUUCAUAUAGAGAGUGUGACAAAAUAGCAAAGGAUCUUAAUCUGACAUUAGAACAGGUUCUACGUGUGUAUUAUGAUAGGCGCCAGGAACGUCUUAAUAGCUUUGAUGAAGNGACUAAAGUACCCUUACAAGUUUAUUCCUUAUUUCAGUUAGUUAGGUUUGUAGCUGCAAAUACAGGCAAUGUCAAUGAUUGUGGUCGUGCCACUUUAAAACAUGCACUGGAGCUUAAACCUUACAUCGAGGAACCUGUUUCAAAAGAUGCUACUAGAUCUUUGAUGAAUAAGUGUCUAGAUCUUCGGCCAAGAAUUAGGCAUGACUUUACACUGUCAAGUAGGCAAGCUGUCAAUGAGUAUUGGCAAACUUUUGAGUAUUGCUAUGCCACGGCUGAUCCUAGAUCUGCUCUGCUUGCAUUUCCUGGGUCUGCUGUACGCGAGGCAUUUCUUUUCCGUUCAUGGGCUUCAGUUCGGGUUAUGACAGCCGAACAGCGUGCUUCACUCCUGGAGCUUGUGGCAAGGAGGGAUCCAAGUGCAAAACUUUCAUAUAGAGAGUGUGACAAAAUAGCAAAGGAUCUUAAUCUGACAUUAGAACAGGUUCUACGUGUGUAUUAUGAUAGGCGCCAGGAACGUCUUAAUAGCUUUGAUGAAGGGACAGACAAGGAGUCUAGACAAAAAAUUAAAGGCCAUUCAUUGAGGAGAAAAAGAUUACCAAAAGAGAGGCCAGGGAAGCGUGCACGGUAUGAUGAUGUCAGCAAGCAGUUGGAUGAAGCAAGGGUCACCACGUUUCCUGAAACUUCUAUUUCAUCUGAUGUUAAAGAUAAACAUUUGGCUGCUAAUUCAGGAGAGCAGAACAUUCCUUCGCAAGAAAUUUUUGAGGAUGGCGAUCAUCAAGAAACUGUAGAGGAAUUUGUGUCUAAAGAGGAAGGCGAGGCACACUGUUCUGUUGCCUCUUCAAUGACAAAGUCAACUCGUCAAAGAAGGUUUAUAUGGACUGAUGAAACAGAUAGGCAAUUGAUCAUCCAAUAUGUCAGAUACCGUGCAUCUCGAGGUGCAAAAUUUUCUCGAACAAAUUGGUGUGCUAUCUCUAACUUGCCAGCACCUCCAGGUACUUGUAAAAAAAGAAUGGCAUGGCUGAAUGGCAGUCUAAGAUUUAGAAAACUUGUAAUGCGGCUUUGUAACAUUCUUGGCAAGCAUUACGUGAAGUACCUGGAAAAAUCAAAGAACGCAUCUGUUCAUCAAGAUGACCCCAAAGUCAUUGCAACAAGUUCUAAUGGGAAUGCAUCGGUUCAUCAAGAUGACCCCAAAGUGAUCACAACAAGUUCUAAUGGGAAAGCUCUUAACGGAAAUAGUGGCGACAGUGAACAUUACAGUGAGUUGGAUCUGCAGGAAGAGCAAUGGGAUGAUUUUGAUGAUAAAGAUGUAAAGAUGGCCCUUGAUGAGGUUCUUCAUUACAAGAAAAUGACAAUGUUGGAGGACUCAAAAAGAGUUGGAUCUGUCUAUGGUGACUUUUUGGAUGCAAAUGAAUCUGGAUUUACGUCUGCCACCCAGAGUGCAGACCUGGGAGGAGAGCAAUGUCAAUUUUCUAGGGGAAGAUCAAAGUCAAGAAGCCUUCAUCGGCGGUUGAUGAAGAUUUUGAAUGGCAGGCAUGUCAGCAAAGAAGUAUUUGAAUCAUUGGCUGUUUCUAAUGCUGUUGAGCUAUUUAAGCUUGUUUUCUUGAGCACCUCAACUGCUCUUGAAGUACCUAAUCUCCUUGCUGAAAAUUUAAGGCGUUACUCAGAACAUGAUCUUUUUUCAGCUUUUAGCCACCUGAGAGAAAAGAAAAUCAUGAUUGGAGGCAACAAUAAUGAACCUUUUGUGCUCUCACAAAGUUUUCUGCAUAGCAUUUCAAAGUCCCCGUUUCCAGCGAACACUGGAGAGAGAGCUUCCAAAUUUUCUAAGUUUCUGCAUGAAAAAGACAAAGAUCUCGUGGAGAAUGGGAUUAAUAUUCCUUCUGAUUUACAAUCCGGAGAUAUUUUCCAUUUGUUUGCUCUAGUUUCUUCGGGAGAGUUGUCUAUUUCUUCUUGCUUGCCCGACGAUGGCGUUGGAGAACCUGAAGACUUGAGAAGUUCAAAACGAAAAGUUGAUAGCUGUGAACUGUGGGUGGACACUCGGGCUAAGAAGAUGAAAUUUGCACCAGCAGAGGGUGAAAUUAUUUCUCGUCGAGAAAAAGGUUUUCCUGGGAUUUUGGUUUCUGUUUGUCGUACUACAAUUUUAAGAACAGAUGCUAUGGAGCUGUCAGAUAGUUGGAAUUGUAUUGAUGACCAACAUUUUGGUGGGAAUGAUAGAUUUCACGUUUCACCUACUCACAACAGUAUUUCAUUUGACAAUGUGGAAUCACUAUACGAUACAGAUGGGGUUGUCUCUCUAGGAAAUCGUUGCGAGUCAACUUGGCAAGCUAUGACAGCUUUUGCAGAUCAUUUGAUGUCGGUAGGUUGUUAUCAAGAACAAAUGAGUGCCAUCUCUCCAGAGGUCUUUGGGUUGGUUUAUUCUGCAGUUCAGUUGGCUGGUGACCAGGGUUUAAGCAUAGAGGAAGUUUCCCAGGUGGCUAAUUUACAAGGAGAAAAGCUGCCUCAACUUAUCGUUGAUGUUCUUCAAACGUUCCAACGAGUGCUGAAGGUGAAUUCAUUUGACAGUAUUCGAAUUGUUGAUGCUUUAUAUCGUCCCAAGUACUUUUUGACAUCGAUAUCUGGUUCGAAUCGAAACCGUGCUACUCCUUCAUCAGUCGAUAUGCUUGGAAGAAGUGAUGGCCAAUUGGUUUUCCAUCCAGAAAACUACAACAAUGGGGAGAAGAAUCCAGAUAAUCACAUGUCUAUUGCUGCAAAUUCCCAGAUGGAAAAUAAAAUGGUUGUUGGUGAGGUGCACAAAGUAACGGUUCUCAAUCUUCCUCCAGAAGUUGAUGACAACACAAAGGAAAGUCAAACUAGCAGUAUGCAUCAACGCAAUCCCAAGGAGAAAACCAUUUUAAACACAACAGGGAAUGAGAAUGGAUUGUUUUGCGCCUCUUCUGAUGGUUUGAAUAUGCCAAUACUCCCAUGGAUAAACGGAGACGGGACGACUAACAAAAUUGUCUACAAGGGGCUUAGAAGGCGGAUCUUAGGAAUUGUAAUGCAAAACCCAGGAAUACUGGAGGUUGCGAUUAUACGACGGAUGAACGUCUUGAAUCCCCAGAGUUGUAAGAAGCUGUUAGAGUUGAUGAUAUUAGAUCAGCACCUCAUAGUGAGGAAGAUGUAUCAACGUACGUUCAGUGGCCCCCCUGGUAUUCUAGGAACGCUCCUUGGCACGAGCCACAGAGACUCGAAGUUUGUUUGCCGUGAUCACUACUUUGCAAAUCCCAUGAGUACCUCGCUGCUGUAGGUAGCCAUGCCCCCCUUGCUCAUUGCGCAGGUUGUCUAUUGAAACUCUGCUGGAAAAAAAAACACACCAUAGCAUUGCUGGAAGCUCUGUGGGAUAGGCGUUUACCCAUUUUCGGCUGCUCGGAAUCAGGUGGCAUUCGUCACUCGGCUUUGCUUGUUUCUUGAUUUUAACAUGGUGGUGAUCUCUGCCCUCAUUUGUUUUUGGCCGGGGUCCAUUCUCUCAUCCUCAUUUCCGUGGCUUUGUUCGAGUCUACCCCGAGCCCUGACCCUAAAGGAUAUAUACUCACCUCUUGUAACCAUGAGUUAGGAAUAUACUAACAGAGAUAUGUUGGGAAUAUUUAGUGGUAUAUUUGUAAUUAUUUGAGAAGUUUGCUAGGGUUAAAGUAGCUACGAAUAGACUGAGUUGGGGAUUUGGGGAAGGUAGAAUUUGGAGAUAUUAGCAGUGGUAUCUUUGUAAUUAUUUGAGAAGCUUGUUAGGGCUAACUGUAUGUAUUUAUUAAUAUAAUCGUUAUUCCCUUUGUAUUUCUUUCUUGAA